AGUGGUUAUCGAAGUUCAAGUUACCAGCUGCAGAAAAUGUUACGAAAAGUGACAAGACUUUCUCCUUUCAUACAUGGAUCAGCUCCAACUUCUUCGUUAAUUCUAAAGAAGGCCAAACAUACUUUGCCUGCCCUUGAUUAUGAUUAUGGGGCAUUGCAUCCUCAUAUUUGUGCUGAAAUCAUGGAGUUACAUCACUCCAAGCAUCAUGCAGCAUACGUAAACAAUCUUAAUAUUGCAGAAGAAAAAUACGCAGAGGCGCAGGCGAAAGGAGAUUUGACUGCAGCAGUUGCUCUCCAGCCUGCUCUGAAGUUUAAUGGUGGUGGUCAUAUUAACCAUUCUAUUUUUUGGAAAAAUCUUUCACCAAAUGGUGGGGGUGAACCACAAGGACUUCUUAUGGAAGCUAUCAAUGGAGAGUUUGGCUCAUUUGAAAAAAUGAAAGAAAAAUUAAGUGCUAUUACAGUGGGUGUGCAAGGAUCAGGAUGGGGCUGGUUGGGAUAUUGCAAAACAAGUCAAAGAUUAAAACUUGCAACUUGUGCCAAUCAGGAUCCCUUGGAAGCCACAACUGGUCUGGUUCCUCUCUUUGGUAUUGAUGUCUGGGAACAUGCAUAUUAUCUUCAGUACAAAAAUCUUCGACCUGAUUACGUCAAAUCAAUCUACAAUGUGGCUAAUUGGCAUGACGUCAGUGAGCGUUAUCAACGAGCUACUGCACUUUAAACUGCAACUUCUCGUUGGCUUGAUAUGAAGUUUAUAGCUGUAAUUAGGGCAAGAUAAAGAACCGUAGAUUGUUUUCAAGCGUCGUCUUUUUAUAAUAUAAUAUGGGCUAAUACAUCUGUUUCCUGUCGAAACGCAAACUGAAUUUCUCAUGCUCAUAGUUUGUGAAAUAUUUUCUCUCAGUUCCUGCGAGUGAAUUUGGUUAAUAAAACAGAAACAUAUUUGCA
Xenia sp. Carnegie-2017 is the source of this 938-nucleotide messenger RNA. RefSeq names its product superoxide dismutase [Mn], mitochondrial-like. The transcript has 5 exons. NCBI's taxonomy places the organism in Eukaryota, Metazoa, Cnidaria, Anthozoa, Malacalcyonacea, Xeniidae. The coding region runs from base 37 to 714 and encodes 225 amino acids. Gene Ontology annotation, cellular component: mitochondrion. The record is from RefSeq and is a predicted model, not a curated record. Gene Ontology annotation, biological process: superoxide metabolic process. Gene Ontology annotation, molecular function: metal ion binding; superoxide dismutase activity.